Messenger RNA from Gregarina niphandrodes, 231 nucleotides. Its product is annotated as ricin-type beta-trefoil lectin domain protein. The record is from RefSeq and is a predicted model, not a curated record. The coding region runs from base 1 to 231 and encodes 76 amino acids. Lineage: Eukaryota; Apicomplexa; Conoidasida; Eugregarinorida; Gregarinidae. The transcript has a single exon.
AUGGAUGAUGUGAAGAUAUUCGUCCAUAGAGACUCCUACCUAAGCAGCGCUUUCAGUGAGUUUGGUGAUAUCGUCGGCAUGCGAAUUAAAAACGGACGGAAUAUGUGUCUGACGGAGGCGGAUUCCGGGGAGGUGAAUUUGGAGGAGUGUGACGAUUCAGAUUACAACCAAUUUUGGACCUGGACCAAGUACAAGCCGAACGCGUUUUGGAUGGAUCGGGUCACAAAGUAA